This is a messenger RNA of Chaetomium strumarium, 1071 nucleotides long. RefSeq lists its product as uncharacterized. The coding region runs from base 1 to 1071 and encodes 356 amino acids. The record is from RefSeq and is a predicted model, not a curated record. Gene Ontology annotation, cellular component: SNARE complex; endoplasmic reticulum. NCBI's taxonomy places the organism in Eukaryota, Fungi, Ascomycota, Sordariomycetes, Sordariales, Chaetomiaceae. Gene Ontology annotation, biological process: retrograde vesicle-mediated transport, Golgi to endoplasmic reticulum. The transcript is spliced from 3 exons.
AUGGCCAAUCUGACAACAGAGUUUGACGCCCUACUGAAAGGGCACCAGGCUGCCCCAACGAAGCCGUUCAGCCCGGACACGGCCGAUGAAUUCCUCAAGGAAGCAUACAGGAUAAACUCAGUGAUUGCGCGCUUACACACCGAACUACGCCGCUUGCGUCAAGCCUACCUGUCGACCGCUGCUCCACGAAAGACACACCUGCGCACCGCCGCAUCGCGUUCGGCGCCGUCGCAACAUGUAGACCUUACAGACCGGGACCGGGAGGAAAUCGACGCCAACGCAAAGAUGACGCUCCGCGACCUCAACGCGCAAAUCCGCGCGCUGGAAGAGGCUGAACAGCUGCGGCAGAGUACCGGGGCUGCGUUGCUGCGGAAGCGCUUGUCGCGCGGGCUAGGUGUCUUGGGAUCCUGGGCGGCUGGGGACGCUGCGCGCAGCGAGCAGGCCACUGUGGAGGCUGCCGCUCGUCAACUUGGGGCACAUCGAGAGAGCGUAAUAUGGUUUCUAAGGGUGCGCCUGCAGGAAACGGCGCGGACACAGCAGCGAAUGAUGGAGACGCGCUUAACCAGGGAAAUGGAGAAAAACAGAAGUGUACUGGCUAAGGCGAGGAGCCCAGCUAUGGCAAUGCCUGGGAACGGCAUCGCAAAACAUAGCGCAGGGAAGCUUCUGACGACCAACAAUGCCCGGGAGACAGGUUUGUCAGUGCAGGAAGAGGAGAAGAAGAAGCAGCAGUCGGCGGCGGUAGAUAACCUUACGGACCACCAAAAGCAAAUUUUCGAGAAGGGCAACCAAGACAUGCUCAAACAUUUCGAAAGCACAUUGGACAAAGUCAGGACUGCAGAGAACUCACUCAUCGAGAUAGCUGAGCUCCAGAACCUGCUGGUCAGUAACCUUGCGACACAGUCUGCACAUAUUGACCAGCUGGUCGCCGACUCGUUCGAGACUACUGAGGGCAUCGGCAAGGGAAACAAAGAGCUGAAGAAGAGCGCGGGGAGAGCGAGCCCGGCUCGGUACACCUUCUUUGCUGCCGCUGGGCUUUGCACUGCUCUCAUCUUAUGGGACCUGAUUAUAUAG